AUGAAAAAUAUAAAUUUAACAAAACAGACUUUAUUUGUUGCCCCAAAUAUACACGAUAUUUACACUAAUCAAUAUAACAGUGUUACUGAUAUGAAACAUAUAUUUGGACUCAAUAAAGUGACUAAAUUAGAAAACGAAUGUUUCAAAAAUUGUAGUUUACUUCAAGAACUUUCAUUUUGUGAAGAUGUAGAAAUUGGUGUUGGCUGUUUUGAAAAUUGUAUAUCACUCACAAAACUGAAACUUCCACAUAAUAACAGAAAAGUUAAAUUUGUUCCUACAUCAGAAGAAACACAAUUGUUGGAUAAAUUUGGUUAUAAAUAUGAUAGCGUUAUUUUUAAUUCAACAGCAACAAAUGGGGUUGCUAUAUUUAAAGAAAUAGAAAAGUGUAAUUUUCCCGUUGAAAUAAGUUGUGAUUUAUCAAGAAUGAUUUUUUAUCGAAAGGAAUUACAAAAGUUGAAACUCCCAUCGAAUGUUACAAAAAUAGGCAAUAACUUUUUUGGUCAAAAUCCAAUUUGUGAAAUUGAUUUGGGAAAUGUUAAAGAAGUUGGAGAUGAAAUUUUUGGAGAUCACCAAAUUUCAGUCACAAUUCCAACAACUUUGACAAAAAUUGGACAAAGAAUAUUUGAUAAAUGUGACAGACUUCAGAGUGUAUUAAUGAGGGGACACAGGCCUUUUGAUGGUCUUAUAAGUCUUGACAAAAUGAAAUAUUUUGGAUAUUUGCAUGUCAAAUUCACAAACGUAGAAGUUCCUUUAAAUUUUAUAGAAAAGUUUAAACAUAAACAAGAUGUAAAAAUAGCAUUAAGUAUGUCAACAAAUGACAUUGACUUGUCAACUUUUAUAAUGCCAAAUAUUGUCUAUUCUGUUGGUAUCUUAUGUUUCCAUCAUUUUUACAAAUUAAAUAAAAUAGUUUUCUCUUCUAAUUUGUCAUCAAUUCGAAGUAAUGCAUUUGUAAAUUGUGUAAAUUUAAAAAUCAUUGAACUUCCACAAAGUCUAAAAAGUAUUGAAAAUUGGGCUUUUACCGAAUGUGGUAUAACUAAAAUUGACAUUCCAAAAAGUGUGACUUUUGUUGGUGAAUGCGCUUUUGCAUGUUGUGAAAAUCUAAAAUUAGCGACUUUCCCUGAAAAUGUAUUUGAAGAACAAAAUGUAUUUUUGAAAUGCUUUAUGUUAACAAAUGUAAAUGUAGUUGAAAAUGACCGAAAGUGUUCCAAAAUUAAUUCCAUUUUUAAAGGAUGUACUUCUUUAAAAGAAAUUGUUAUGCCAAACAGCGCAACUUCGCUCAAUUACAACUCAUUUUCAAAUUGUUAUUCACUUUCAAAAAUUGUUAUUGGACAAAAUACGAAAAAAAUCAGAGAAAGGUGCUUUGAAAACUGUUCAAAUUUAUCAGAAAUCGAAAUUCCUAGUUCUGUAACAUUUAUUGAUGACUUUUCAUUUCACAAAUGCAUAAAACUACAAUGCGUGAAAUUCUCAAAAAGUGUUUUAAACAUAUCUCCAACAGCAUUUUUUGAUUGUGAAAACUUGAGUACAAUUACAGUUAAUGGAAACAAAAUAGAAGAAAUUGACUUUCCAGUUUCAUAUCAUGUUGCUCAAAUGUUUAUGAAAAACUUAUUGAAAUGCAACAAGAUUUUCUUUGUUAAAAGUGACAUUCAAAAAUAUUUAAAAAUUGUUGAAAAUGACAACACUAAAAGUGGGAUUAUACCAAAUGGUGUCGUCCAACUCGGAGAAUAUUGUUUUAAAAAUUACAAGAAAGUUGAUAUUAUAAAUGUACCCAUAACUGUAAAAAGAGUUGACAGUUUCUGUUUUUUUAAUUCAAUUCACAAAACCAAAGUGAUUUUUAAAGACAAAGAAAAUGUCAGUUUUGGUAAUUUUUUUAUCAUCGUUUUUUGUCGCAUUCAAAAUGAUUAA
Messenger RNA from Entamoeba invadens IP1, 1902 nucleotides. RefSeq lists its product as hypothetical. The record is from RefSeq and is a predicted model, not a curated record. NCBI's taxonomy places the organism in Eukaryota, Evosea, Mastigamoebida, Endamoebidae. The transcript is spliced from 2 exons. Bases 1 to 1902 code for a protein of 633 amino acids.